Mesorhabditis spiculigera is the source of this 711-nucleotide messenger RNA. The record is from the annotation of a GenBank genome assembly. NCBI's taxonomy places the organism in Eukaryota, Metazoa, Nematoda, Chromadorea, Rhabditida, Rhabditidae.
AUGAGCUCUCAGAUGCGUUGGGUUGCUGGACUUCUGGCACUAGUGCUAGCCUGUUCGGCAUCGACAAUCCUGCUCCUACGGGCAGUGCUAAUGCUCGGUCCUCAACUGCUUCUGAACAAGGAUCGAUCCUCUCCUGAAAUCCCAACCCUCAACGAGCAAAGCUUCUUGGACUUUCCACUGAAGGGCGCAUUUCGUUACAACCACGAGUCGCUUGAGCAGGCCCUUGCUCUGACUUUCGGCGCUGACCGUGAAAUCUGUUCCCAGAUCAAUGCAAGUCGAAACCCCCUGACAUCUCACCAAAAUUAUCUAUCACUGACCAAGUCGAACCUUGUCGAUAGUGUCCAUCGCAAAUGCUUCUGCCACAAGUUGAGCUUCCUCUUGCAGGUUUACGGAGGUCAAGCUGUCGUGGAGGUGAUCGCCAACUCUACUCCCAUCCAAGAGAAGAGCAGCGCUUCAGCCCACAAUAUUGUUAAGCGUGCGGUCGGUGAUGAUCCGAAGGAGAAGGAUCCGUUUACGCUACUGCGUCAGCAAUACAAUGUCUCUGUGGCGGUGAGCAGCGAUUAUGCCGCUAUUUUCGCGAUUUUCGCCGGUGAGAAUCUCGGAUCUUCCUCGCUCUCUUCGUACCUUUACAUCGCUGUUGGUAUCUGGAAUAUGGACCCAGGCAGAGACUCGAUCAUCUAUAGGAUGACUACCACCAGAAUGAAGAAGGAU